UAGUGGUGAAAUUUAAACAAGCAUAAUGCUAAUAUGGCAGUAGAGUCACACAAGCACAUGAACUAUGAAAUCUACAUAGGCUACUUUGCCAUAUAAAAUAGUACAAUUGCAUAGUCAUGUCACUCCAUUAGAGUGUGUGAUGGACCCCCAGGUGACAAAUGGGCCACUAAGUCUGAUGCAGGGCCCAAAGUCUGGCAAGUCUACGUGAGAAGAAACAAAAGGAAGGAAUAAUAGGAGAAGGGUGAGCUGGAAGAGUGAGGUUAGCUGAGGUAGGAGUUGGUUACGGGUUUUACGGAAGGAGAGAGUGUGUGAGAGAUUCCUCAUAUAGGUUGGUUGUUAGCAUGAGGAGGAUAUGAUGAGAAUUAGUAUGUUAAGGAUAGGGUGAAGAGAGUCUCUUCUUCUCUAUAGGAGUCUUACUCUGGGCAAUAGCAUUUGCUAUUGUAUUCACAUUUCUGUUUCUGCAAUAUUAAUCAGUGUUUCCCAUUUUCAUUCCUGUUUUCUCUGAUAUUGUCAUUUUGGUUCCCAUCAAAUUGGUCCGACCUGCCGGAUAGUUACGAGACGGAAACCAGUGCUCCAUCAUCGAAGUUUUGACAACGAAUGCCACCAGCGUAGAAAAUGGAAGCGAAGGUCGCAGCUCUGGAAACCGAAGUCAUCAACCUACGAACCACUCUGGUGACGAUGCAGGAACAAGCAGAGAACAAUCAAGCUCGUCUGCUCGAUCUUUUGACCCAACGAUUGUCCAAACAAUCGGUUGAGCGCGAUGAGUCUGGGAGCGUGCUUAACAACAACGCAACUCCUUCCAGAUCUGGAACAGAGCAAGGAGGUCCUUCUUUUGUUUCGGGAUGGGCCCGUUUGGAUGGAGGCUUACUGGAUGAAUUCCGGAAGUCUGCAAAAAAGGUUGAGCUACCCUUGUUCAAUGGAGACGAUCCUGCUGGAUGGAUCGCUUGAGCAGAGGUGUAUUUCCAUAUUAUGGGAACAAGCCCUGCAGUCAAGGUGAAUCUAGCUCACUUAUGUAUGGAAGGAUCAACGAUCCACUAUUUCAAUUCACUGUUGCACCUUGACCCAGACCUGACCUGGGAAAAACUCACUAAUGAGUUACUGGAGCGUUAUGGCACUGCCAACAAAGGCGAUGUCUACGAGCAGCUCUCGGACCUUCAACAGCGAGGAUCCGUUGAUGAUUAUGUUAUGGAGUUUGAGCGCUUGCUCUCCCAAGCGCCGAAUUUACCAGACGAGCAGUACUUCGGAUACUUCAUUCAUGGACUCAGGGAAGACAUUCGUGCUCGCGUACGGAGCUUACGAGCUCUAGCGUCGCUGCCCCGCUCCCGUUUGAUCCCGUUGGCCAAAGCGGUUGAAACAGAGCUCCAUGGACCGGUUUAUUCUUCUUCCGGGUCAAAAGGAGGUGGAACCCGGCCCAACUAUGGAUUGGGAAAUUAUAAUCGCUCAACCCAUCAGUCGUCUAACGGGUCAGGCCCACCGGGUCGCGAGUCCAAUCAAGGUUGGGUUAUGGUGAAGAACCGAGACGACCGGAGUGAGCGAAGAGAGGAUAAGCCACCACCGCGUUCCACUCACCGAGAUCGGGGAGUGCGACAUCUCCCUUACCAGGAGCUUUUGGAUCGACGACAAAAGGGGCUUUGUUUUAAAUGUGGGGGAAAGUUCCAUCCCCUUCACCAGUGCCCCGAUCGGCAACUGCGAACCAUGCUCCUCGAGGACGGCGAGGAAGACGGAAGUGACGCUGAAGCUGCCGGUGACUCCGAGAACCCCGAUGCGGCGGCGAUUGACGGAGAAUUGAGUAUCAUGAAGCUAGGAGCGGAACCGUUGCAAGCUCAUACGAUGAAGUUGCAGGGGACACUUCAGGGAGUGCCUAUUCUGAUUCUGGUAGAUAGUGGCGCUACCCACAACUUCAUCUCCAAACAAGUGGCAGAGGCGAUGGGGUGGACGGUGCAAGCAACACCGGAGAUGCGCAUAUUGCUAGGGGAUGGUAGUAAGGUCAUGGCCAGUGGCCGGUGUGAGCAGGUCGGAAUCGAGAUUGGGGACUACAAAACGGCAGUGGAUACUAUUCUCUUUGAUCUCGAUGGCAUCGACCUGGUUCUUGGGGUAACCUGGUUAGCAUCACUCGGCGACAUGCUUGUCAAUUGGGGCAAGCAAACGAUGAAAUUCCAACAAGAGGGUACCUGGGUUUUCCUACAGGGUCAACAUGGGUUGCAAUCACAACAAUUGGCCCUGCAAAGUUUCUUUGAGUCCUCCACCCAAGCCCUGUGUACUUUCGGUUCUUUGGGAUUUCCAUCUCCAGGUGAACCCAGCAAGCACACACCAAUCCUCUCCGAGGAGCAGAGUCGUCAAUUGGCAGAUUUGUUGAGUCGAUUUGGAGAUGUUUUUGUCGCUCCCAGUGGUUUACCCCCAAAGCGCCAGGCAGAGCAUCAGAUCACGUUGCUGCCAGGACAAGGACCAGUGAACGUGAGGCCGUAUCGUUACUCCCACCACCAUAAGGAUGAAAUCGAGAAGCAGGUAAAAGAGAUGCUGCAAUCGGGAAUUAUCAGGCAUAGCCAAAGCGCACUUUCAAGCCCUGUGAUCCUUGUUAAGAAGAAGGACAAUUCCUGGAGGAUGUGUGUUGACUACCGUGAGUUGAACAAAGCCACAGUUCCUGACAAAUUUCCGAUACCAGUAAUUGAUGAACUUCUGGAUGAAUUACAUGGCGCUCGUUAUUUCUCGAAGCUGGACCUCAAGUCUGGGUACCAUCAAGUCCUAGUGAGGGAGGAAGAUGUUCACAAAACAGCUUUCAGGACGCAUGAGGGGCACUAUGAAUACAUGGUAAUGCCUUUCGGGUUAAUGAAUGCGCCAUCAACUUUUCAGGCCCUGAUGAAUAGCAUAUUCAGGGACUUAUUGCGGCGAAGCGUCCUGGUGUUUUUCGAUGAUAUUCUCGUGUACAGUUCUGACUGGAAAUUGCAUCUGCAACAGUUACACACGGUGCUUGAAAGACUAAGGGAGCAAAAGCUAGUCGCCAAUCGCAAGAAAUGCACGUUUGCACAAGGCGCCGUGGAAUAUCUGGGGCAUAUUGUGUCCCACGAGGGUGUAGCUAUGGACCCUAGCAAAGUUCAGAGCAUCACCGAGUGGCCUACUCCUAAAAAUGUAAAAGGAGUACGCGGUUUCCUGGGCUUGACAGGAUACUACCGCAAGUUUGUGCGGGAUUAUGGCAAAAUCGCAAGACCCUUGACUGAUCUUACCAAGAAAGAAGGCUUCAAAUGGAACCCUCAAGCCCAGCAAGCUUUUGAAACUUUGAAGGCACGCAUGAUCACUGAGCCCGUCUUAGCAUUACCAGAUUUCUCCCAACCGUUUGUGAUUGAAAGUGAUGCCUCGGGCAGUGGAGUAGGAGCCAUUCUGUUACAGCAUGGGAAACCAAUUGCCUACUUUAGCAAGGCCUUGAGUGAUCGCAACCUGGCUAAGUCUGCUUAUGAAAAGGAGCUGAUGGCAAUUGUUCUGGCAAUACAACAUUGGUGACCCUACCUUUUAGGGAGGCAUUUCACAGUAUGCACCGACCAAAAGAGUCUCCUUCAAUUGUUGCAUCAACGGAUUACCACCGGAGAUCAACAGAACUGGGCUGCAAAGCUCUUAGGGUAUCGCUUUGACAUCAUCUAUAAGCCCGGGCCUACCAACAAAGGAGCUGACGCGUUAUCAAGAAAAUUUGAGGAUGGGGCUUUGCAAUCCAUCAUUUCUUACUCCAAUUGGGCUGCUGGACAAGACUUAGUCGCAGAAGCCCACCAAGACCCAAAACUGGCAGCCAUAAUCUCUGCAGUCCAAGUUGAUCUAACAACCAAACCUGGGAAUACUUACACUCAGGGAGUGUUAUACUAUGAGGGACGAUUGGUGAUUUCUGCGUCUUCCGGUUGGAUUCCUUAGUUGUUGCAAGAGUUCCACGCCACGCCUCAAGGUGGUCAUUCAGGUUUUUACCGUACUUAUCGACGGGUGGCUGCAAAUGUGUACUGGAUUGGCAUGAAAGGUGUAAUCCAGCAAUUUGUAAGAGAGUGCGAUGUUUGUCAGCGCCAGAAGUAUUUGGCAGCUUCACCCGCGGGUUUGCUUCAGCCUUUACCAAUCCCUGAGCGUCUAUGGGAAGAACUGUCCAUGGAUUUCGUAACAGGGCUACCUAAGGUUAAAGGAAUUGAUGCUAUUUUUGUCGUGGUGGAUCGCCUCUCCAAGUACGCGCAUUUCAUUCCUUUGAAGCACCCAACUUCAGCUCGCGGAGUGGCAGAACUUUUUGUCAAAGAGGUGGUACGCUUGCACGGUAUUCCAAAGGCAAUUGUAAGUGAUCGUGAUCCUAUAUUUGUCAGCAAUUUCUGGGCUGAGCUUUUUAAGCUACAGGGGACUCACCUAGCUAUGAGUACGGCUUAUCACCCGGAAACGGAUGGCCAAACUGAGGUCAUAAAUCGUUGUCUAGAGACUUACUUAAGGUGCUUUAUCGCGGAUCAGGCUCGAACCUGGGUUCAGUGGUUGCCAUGGGCUGAAUACUGGUAUAACACGACUUAUCAUGGGUCUACAGGGGUUUCUCCGUUUGAGGUGGUCUAUGGUAGAACCCCACCUUCCAUGUUGCGCUUCACAAUUGGGGAGACAAAGGUGGAGGUUGUGGCCCGUGAACUUAUGGACAGAGACGAGGCUUUGCGUCAACUCCGGGCUCACCUUCUCCGUGCACAAGGUCGCAUGAAGUCUCAGGCUGACAAGAAGCGGAAAGACAAACAGCUGGAGCUUGGUGAGUGGGUUUUCGUGAAACUGAGGCCUCACAGGCAACAAUCAGUGGUUCACCGUAUUAAUCCCAAGCUUUCACCUCGUUAUUAUGGACCUUUUGAGGUAGUGAAACGCAUUGGGGCAGUCGCGUACAAGCUCAAGUUGCCACCUACCUCUCGCACUCACCCUGUUUUCCAUAUCUCGUUGCUUAAAAAAGCAGUAGGGAACUACCAGGUUGACAAGGACUUUCCCGAGGACCUCGCAGUGGAGGCACCUUCUACCGUGGAACCAGGGACCAUUUUAGCCUCUCGUACCAUCCAACAACAUGGAGAGAACGUCAAGCAGUACUUGAUUCAGUGGCAAGGCAAACCGAUGGAUGAGGCUACUUGGGAAGAUGAGUUCACCCUUUUGAACCAAUUCCCCGCGUUCAACCUUGAGGACAAGGUUGCUUCACAACCCGGUGGCAUUGAUGGACCCCCAGGUGACAAAUGGGCCACUAAGUCUGAUGCAGGGCCCAAAGUCUGGCAAGUCUACGUGAGAAGAAACAAAAGGAAGGAAUAAUAGGAGAAGGGUGAGCUGGAAGAGUGAGGUUAGCUGAGGUAGGAGUUCGUUACGGGUUUUACGGAAGGAGAGAGUGUGUGAGAGAUUCCUCAUAUAGGUUGGUUGUUAGCAUGAGGAGGAUAUGAUGAGAAUUAGUAUGUUAAGGAUAGGGUGAAGAGAGUCUCUUCUUCUCUAUAGGAGUCUUACUCUGGGCAAUAGCAUUUGCUAUUGUAUUCACAUUUCUGUUUCUGCAAUAUUAAUCAGUGUUUCCCAUUUUCA
Lotus japonicus is the source of this 5532-nucleotide messenger RNA. RefSeq lists its product as uncharacterized. The coding region runs from base 970 to 3495 and encodes 841 amino acids. Gene Ontology annotation, biological process: proteolysis. The transcript has a single exon. Gene Ontology annotation, molecular function: aspartic-type endopeptidase activity. Lineage: Eukaryota; Viridiplantae; Streptophyta; Magnoliopsida; Fabales; Fabaceae. The record is from RefSeq and is a predicted model, not a curated record.